Molecule: messenger RNA, 1429 nt
Organism: Drosophila novamexicana
Lineage: Eukaryota; Metazoa; Arthropoda; Insecta; Diptera; Drosophilidae
Gene: GstT3
Product: glutathione S-transferase theta-1
Exons: 4
Coding region: 119-805 (228 amino acids)
Biological process (GO): glutathione metabolic process
Cellular component (GO): cytoplasm
Molecular function (GO): glutathione transferase activity
Source: RefSeq, a predicted model, not a curated record
UGUCAGAUGUGCUCGUAGCUAACAGGUCGCUCUUGCUUUGCGUCUCGGUAGGUUGUUUGUUGUUGGAUCUGCGAUCAAAGUUGCAAAACGCAAGGUAACAAAGCUGGAAAGCAAGACGAUGUCUUCUCCGCUGCGCUUCUAUUACGAUCUGAUGUCGCAGCCGUCGCGGGCGCUGUUCAUCAUCUUCCGGCUGAGUGGCAUGCAGUUUGAGGAUUGCAUCGUGGCGCUGCGUAAUGGCGAGCAUCUGACAGAAGAGUUCAAGCAGAAUAUCAAUCGCUUCCAGCGUGUACCCUGCAUCAAUGACAACGGCUACAAGCUGGCGGAGAGCGUGGCCAUUUUGCGUUACCUUAGCGCCAAGGGCAAGAUACCGGAGCAGCUGUAUCCCAAGUAUUUUGUAGAUCAGGCGCGCGUUGAUGAGUUCCUCGAAUGGCAGCAUAUAACGCUGCGCGUCACUUGCGCCCUGUACUUUCGCACCAUCUGGCUAGAGCCGCUGCUGACGGGACGUACACCCACAGAGGCGAAGAUUGAGACGCUGCGCAUGCACAUGGAGCGUAAUCUGGACAUUAUUGAGGAGGUGUGGCUGGCCAAGAGUGAGUUCCUCACCGGACCAGCGCUCACCGUUGCUGACAUAUUCGCAGCCUGCGAAAUUGAACAGACACGCAUGGCCGAUUAUGAUGUGCGCAUCAAGUAUCCCAAGAUUCGCGCCUGGCUGAAGCGCGUGCGGCACAGCUGCAAUCCGCAUUACGAUGUCGCUCACUCGUUCGUGUACAAGAUAUCGGGCACGGGCCCACAAGCCAAGCUCUAAGGCAAUCCAUAAAGCAGACGAUGUAAUAGUUUCUGUAAAUAUCUGUGUACUUGCAUUUUUAUGUUAACACGUCAGUGAUUAAGUAUUUAUAGAUCUUAAAUAUAUAUUAAGCGUUCCGAUUGGGUCUUAUAAAGCAUAUAUAUAGAAAACAUAAAGAUCUAAUGAAGCCGUCAAUUUAAAUUCCUUACUUCAAAAAUGUUUGAAACCGGAAGAUUGAAACCCAGUUACGAGCUGAAUUUCAAUAUAUUUACACUACAAACUGAGCUUUAAUCAAAACUGUAUUCCAAAAUGUAGUCAACCUGAAUCAAACAACAUUCUUUAAAGAACAAUUUGUUUCAAGCUUAACAAUAUUUGAAGAAGACCCAGAGCCGUUGCAUUUACCUAACCCCAUAUUAGAUAAAUGUCAAUUUUGGGUAGAAAUCAAAUAUUGCCUGCGUUUUGCAUAAAACAAGUUGCAAAUUGUAAAUUAUAUUUUAUUAUACAAAUUUGGAAUAUAACAAUAUGUUUUUACAAGGUUUGUAUCAAAUCCUGGGUUUACGACUCGACCCUGAAGUAAGGGUGUGGAUGGUGGGUGGGUGGUGGGUGGUGGUUGAACCAUGAACCGAGCCAGCCAUAUUUUGUUUU